Molecule: messenger RNA, 976 nt
Organism: Dendrobium catenatum
Lineage: Eukaryota; Viridiplantae; Streptophyta; Magnoliopsida; Asparagales; Orchidaceae
Product: RING-H2 finger protein ATL70
Exons: 1
Coding region: 308-847 (179 amino acids)
Source: RefSeq, a predicted model, not a curated record
CAAUACCUAGAGCAAUACCGAGCAAUACGCGAACAUAGCAAUCCCGGGUCAAGUCGUCGGGCCGCACUGUAUUGAGUAAGACCACAUGGCGACAUAUUAUUGGCGUCCGAAUAUAAAGCUACGUCAGGUCACCUCACCUAAUAAUUGUUCCUCAAAAUAACAUAACCAUUAUAAAUCUAAAUAAAACUGUAACCAAUGCAAAAAAAUUACUUCACCUCCUGUUCCCAACCCUGCAGUCAACCAAACAGAAUCUGAACAUAUAUACACCAAUCACCAAUCUCAAUACCCUUCCACACCUCCUCCCCCAAUGUCCACCUCCGGCGACUCAACCGCCGGCCUCAUCCCUGGCGACUCUCCCGCGACCAUCUUCAGCUCCGAAAGGAUCGGAAAAUUCGGCUACGGGGUCGGCAUCUCCGUCGGCAUCCUCCUCCUCAUCACCACCAUCACUCUCAUGUCUUACUUCUGUACCCGUUCCUCCACCGCCGCCAACUCCUCUUCUCCAUCCCGCCACCGCCACCACUAUCCCGAUGAUGAUGAAGAUGACAACAAUAUCGAAGCCGGGCUCGACGAGGCCGUUCUCAAGAGCUGGGCGAAGGUGACUUAUGCGGAAGCCAAGCGGCGGGACCCACGGGCCGGCGACUCCGGUUGCUCGGUGUGUUUGGCAGACUAUGCAGAUGAGGAGAUGCUGAGGCUGUUGCCGGAGUGCGGGCAUCUGUUUCAUGUGAAGUGCGUUGAUCCGUGGCUCCGGCGGCACCCGACUUGUCCGGUCUGCCGGUCAUCGCCGGUGCCCUCCCCGCUGCCGACGCCUUUGGCUGAGGUGGUUCCUCUCGCGGCGGCGACAAGGUAGUUGCAGGAAUAUUUUCUUGUUUUCGAAAAUUUAUAUAUCUACAUAAAGAAUCAAAAUAGAGAAUACUGCAGCUUCGUUAUAAGAAUUUUUUUAAAAAUUUUGGAAUUAUGAAAUAGAAGUCGAUAAUUG